Alternaria alternata is the source of this 1437-nucleotide messenger RNA. RefSeq lists its product as hypothetical. NCBI's taxonomy places the organism in Eukaryota, Fungi, Ascomycota, Dothideomycetes, Pleosporales, Pleosporaceae. Gene Ontology annotation, molecular function: RNA polymerase II cis-regulatory region sequence-specific DNA binding; DNA-binding transcription factor activity, RNA polymerase II-specific. The record is from RefSeq and is a predicted model, not a curated record. The coding region runs from base 238 to 1233 and encodes 331 amino acids. Gene Ontology annotation, biological process: regulation of transcription by RNA polymerase II. The transcript has a single exon.
GAUCUUCCCUCUGCGGUACUUUUAACCUCUCCGUCCCCAUCCGCUUUGCCCAAAUCUGCUCCUUCGAAACCAACGUUCACCUGCCCUUUCUCGUCCUUUUCUCCGCUCUGCAAUUGCCAGUCCUCCUACUUAUAACAAGGCCCCAGCCUCAGGCUGCACGACACAUUCCCCCACCACACCACACCACACCACACCAUCACCAUCACUUCACAGCAGCAACACACACCGCCAUCCACCAUGACAGCAAUCCAACAGUCAUAUUCAUUUGACUGGGCUGGCGAUGCUUUCACUGCCAUGCAACAGUCCAACGCAAGCCCACAGCAAGCCAAGUGGGCGACUGACUUCAGCAAUCCCACCUCUAUGCCGCCCCAGCAGCCCUUCUCCAUUCCACCUUCCCUGCUUACACACGCCACAAUGGAGCGCUAUGGUCAAGUCACCCCGCCAGAAGAGCACUCCCCAGUUCAGCCCAAUCGCGAAGAUCGCGAAGGCUCAAUUCCCGUCGACGAAUUGCGGAACGAGACCGCCCUAAGGCCCAAGCAAGAACCCUCGCCACACAUGUCGCCCGCAAAGCGACAACGCCCUAGUCGCCAUGAUUCGGCCAAUCAGGACAUGGUUGCCGGUGAACUGCCUAGCGCCGCCGUCCCGCAACACCAAGACAAUGCCGACGGCAACCCCCAGCCGCCGAAGCGCAAGCGGGGAAGGCCCAAGUCGCAACCUCAGAUGAUUGAGGCCUACACUGCAGACGGCUAUCCCUUCCAGGUCUCUUCGGCCCGACAGACCCAUCUCGAGAAGAACCGUGUCGCUGCUCACAAAUGCAGGCAGCGCAAGAAGGAGUACAUCAACAGCCUCGAAGGCCGCGCACGCGAAUUCUCCGCAAAGAACAAGAUGCUCAAGGAGAAUGUCGCUCUCUUACGUGAGGAAGUCCUUGAUCUUAAGAACGAAGUACUGGCCCACGCCGGCUGUGGCUUCUGGGCCAUCGACGAGUACCUAGCGAGAUGUGCUGGUGGCCUUCUCGGUAUGGAUGCACCUGCACCUGGUAUGCCUGGCCACCACGCCACACCACGGCUCAACAACAGCAAUCACAGCCCCGUCAUGGCUUCCCCCAGCACCGCUCACCAACAUGCCCGGGAGACCAGUAUGGGAUCCAUGAGUUCCGGUGAUGCCGAUGACUUUGGCGGCCUCGAACUCCUCAAGGACUUUACCGAUGAAGACAUGGAUGAUUUGGAGGCAUAGGAAGCCAACCUGAACAUUCUCGCAUUCAAGGCCUUUUAUUGUUAACGCAUCCCACACCACCCUGACUUCUUCGAUACCGAGUGUAGAUUGUUGGGUUGCAAGUUUUCCUCACUUCUUCCAAUCACUUCACGAUACCCCUGGGCCUUGCCCUACUUUGAGCAACUAAAAGCUUCUUCUUCUUUUCUUUAUUGCAUUUGCUGCAAU